Messenger RNA from Zingiber officinale, 3812 nucleotides. RefSeq lists its product as uncharacterized. The transcript is spliced from 9 exons. Gene Ontology annotation, biological process: intracellular transport. Lineage: Eukaryota; Viridiplantae; Streptophyta; Magnoliopsida; Zingiberales; Zingiberaceae. The record is from RefSeq and is a predicted model, not a curated record. Bases 2255 to 3610 code for a protein of 451 amino acids.
UCCUCUCUCAUUCAUUCCUCCCUUUUGAAUCGUAGACCAGGCGAUUCUGUCGGCGGCCGCCGCUUCCGGUUCCUGUUCCAGAGCCGCCGCCAGCGUGAUUAAUUUCGAAUCACCCAGAUCCGCUUUCGCUCUCUCCCGUAGCAAUGAAAAGGGGAGCCAAGCGCGUCGCCUUUGCCUCCGAUUUCGCUGCCGAUGCUGCCGUACGUUUAUCUUCGUCCCUCAUCCUCGCAGCCUCUUGAGCUCGAGUUUGGCGUUCAGCUACCGAUGUUCUAUUUAUUCCUCAUCAAGGACUGUAAGAUUUGAUUGGCGCAACUUUGUUGCAGUUCUAGCCGGUUGCCUGGUUAGGGUUCCUCGCAGUGGGAACUGAACUAAUGGGAUGUGGCACCUAGGAAUUAUUGGACAUGUUUCUAGGGAGGAGCGUAGAUUUCAAAAAUAAAAAAGAAAAACUUUGGUGAGAGAGAUGUAGUAAGGAAUUAAGUUAGAAAGGAAUGAGAGAUUCGUAUGAGAAGAGAGAAAUGUAAGUUCACGAAACUCGACUUGAGAUAAAACUCGUUAGUUUGAGUAUGAAGGCAAGUGACUCUUGAGGGAUGCCCUUAUAUCAACUAUUUUCCAUCAGAUGCCAUCUUCUGUUGCAUGGACUUUUCUAAGAGAAAAAAUUCUGCAAAACCUGUUAGAACACCAUUUGGAACUUCAUCUGAAUCCUAAGCCAAGUAGCACAAUGUGCAAAAGUAGAUGAGAACUAUUUGGACUUCAUCUUAAUCAUAAGCCACGUAGAAAUAUGUCAGUCAAGACAAAUUGAACAAAACAACUUGGCUUUGAGUUCCUUGAAGACCGUAUGAAGUUAGAAAUUUGAGUAUCUAGUGUAACUAAAAUAUCAUAUUUGCAUUUGCAUUUGUCUUGUAUUGUUUUCUGAUUUUUUGUUGCUUUGUUCAGUUUGCGUGGCUAACAAUGAGGUUUUAUUGUUCUUUAAUAUUUUAGUUUAAGUUUUACAAGUGUGGUCACGUAUUUUUUCUAUAGCAAAUGUGAUGUGGUUUCUUACUAUGUUUGCAUAUUUUACUAUAGUAAAUACGAUGUGUUUCCUGAUUGUUUAUUAAUUGAACUAAAAGGAAAGGGAUGUACAACUUGAUGGGAAACAUCAAGUGAGUUAAACAUUAUUGACCACAUGGAGUGUAGCAACUUCGUUUUGAUAGCCGUGCAAGGUUUCCACCUAGCAGGUAUAUUCACAUCAUGCCCCACUUGAUAUUACAACUUGCAAGGAACUUUAGCCCAACAUAGAUUUAUUGGUAGCCGGCAAGGAACAUUUGAAUUUUCCAAAUAAUUUGCCAUCUGAGUAUUCUUGAGACAAACAUCAAAACACUCUGAUAGGUAGCCACUUUGACAGGGGGCUCACUGAUCUCAAUUUGCAUGAUUGCUAGAACUUUUCUUAGCCUGAUAAUAUGUGGUUACUUUUAAGUCAUUUUUAUGCUAGAUUAUCCUAAUUUCUAAGUUAAUUUGUGAGUAGCUGAUAUUACUUUGAGCAUAGUUAUCCCACAAAAUAUUCAGACUGAAGUGGGGAUAUCAUAUGCAUUCCCAUACCGAAGAUCCUCUUCACAGUAAGGUUUCUUAUAUCACUAUUUGAUGUGUUUGAUUCUUCACUACUUUUGUCUGGAGUGGACACAAGCAAUGUGAGAGAUUCAGGGUACAUGUUAAAUUUUUGUUAACAUGUCAAUUUGUCAUUCAUAUUUUUAUAGGUAGGUUGUGAACUGCUCAAAACUAUUCUAAUUGCUUGGAAAUGCUAAUUUGUUUCUUGUAUGCCUUGACUUUCAAUAUUCUUUGUAAAACAAUAAGUUGGCACAUGAAAAUUAGAAUUGAUCUCAAAUCUUCUGUGAUUUCCCUUUAGACAUUGUUCCUUUGUGUUUAACAAGAAUUAUCAUGUAGUCACAAAAUUUUGGAGAUUGCAUCUCUUGGAUGGGUUGCAUAUUACAUAUAGUUUCCUUAUUAAAUUACGUAGUUUGUCAAUUUUCCAUAGUGUUCAAUAAUACAUUAAGCAAAUAUUAUUGCCAAGAGGCAAAUAUACUACUGUGCCACCUGAUAUUGCGCAACAAGAGUUUGCAAUGCAAAAAAGAGAAUUUCAAAGAGAAAAUCAAUCUAGCUUACUUAUUUAUUCUUUCUGACUUAUUAGACCAUAUUUUUGGCUUAUCAGAAGAGGUCUCUAUUUCAUUGCUUUUGUUAUUCAGUCAAUGUUUUUUUUGGCUCUCCAAAUAUUCUAUUAUGUAUGACUAGAUUGCUAAUUGAGGCAUGCAAUCCCGUGAGAUUGUUGGCUGAGACACUAUUUAUCUUGAUCAUGUAUCUGAAAUCUAUGAUGAGUUGUAUAUGCAACAAGAAUAGGACAGAAGAGGAAUAUUGUGCUUCUGUUAUUCUAAUUUGCACUGUUCAGGCCUGUGUAAUGUUUUCCCCCAUUUUCAAAUUGAUGCAGCCAGAGAGUAAAAGAGUAAUGGAUGGACCCUCUUUUCAUGUUGACAGGGUGGAGUCUUCCCAUCAGCCUUUGAUGGCGGGCCCACCAUUACAUCCACAGCGUGCGGAAUCAGCUCAACGGCAAGUGAGGGCUCUUAAUUCCCAGUUUGUAAGCUGGGUGCAGUCACAAUUAGAAAAGCAUCCAGAUGAGCUUUGGGAAGAUGGUGUUAACGACUAUCUCUCUCAUGCGUCUUCUAUAAAGGGGGAAUUCAAGGAUGUUGUGGAUUGGCUUAGGGCAAAAUCUGCAAUGGAAAGAAAUUUGCGAAUUGCAAGAUCAACAACUGAUCAGAAAAACUUGGUGACCACAUCUGGCUAUAGUAAUACAGAGAUGAUACAAUCAGAAACAAGUAAUGGGUUUACAAAGCAGCAACUCAUAAAUCCCAUAACUAGCUUCUCCACUUUGCAGAAGCCCACUCAGAAUUCUGGUUUAUUUUCUUUCACCCAAAUGCCAAGUUUUUCUGGUUCUAGCAAUAACCAGAAGAACACCUUGGCCAAUCUGUCGGAAAACAAGACAACAGCAUUUCCAUUGCUAACGACCAAUGGGGUUGAAAAGCCUGCGACACUGCCUACCUUUCCAAGCUUUCAAAAUCCCAGCUUGCAGAGCACUGGUCUUUUCUCUUUCAGUCAAACACCAGUUUUCUCUGGAGCUCAAAGUGAGAAUGCUACGAAAGCUGAAGUUUCAGGUGAUGCAGAUGAAGAAGAUGAUCUGGAGAAGCCAAGUAGCCCGUCUUUGGAGAGAACUGAAGAGAAAGGAAUAGUUGUUGUCCAUGAAGUCAAAUGCAAGCUGUACGUGAAGCCGGAUAAUCCUGAUGACAAAGGAUGGAAAGAUAUGGGUCUGGGUCAUCUUUCCAUUAAGUGCAAAGAAGGCGAAAAGAAAGCUACAAAAGAUUCCAAGCCAACCAUUAUCAUCCGAAAUGAUGUGGGAAAAAUUUUACUCAAUGCGUUGAUAUAUUCUGGGAUAAAGAUGAACAUUCAAAAGAAUACCAUUGCUUCAGUUUUUCAUACAACGGGUGGUGCAAAGGGCGUUGUUGCUCGUACGUAUCUUCUCCGGUUGAAAAAUGAAGUGGAAACCUCAAAUUUGGCAUCUGUUAUCAAAGACCAUACUCCAUCAGAAUGAAGUUUUAUGAGGUUGAGCACACUUCUGUUUCACUUUCUUUUGUAACAGCCUGAGCUAGUAUUAAAUUAUGCAAGAUAAUUUUAAAAUGAAUCGCUGUAUUACUAAGUUUCUGGUGUCAAAACCAACAAUAAGUUUUUCGCUAGAGCAUUUGUUGGUUCUUGAAAGAUAAAGCAGUCAAGUUAGAUAAUUAUCUUGAUGGAUA